UCGAUAUGCAGUCACUUCUAGAGUACAGGUAGCAAACAAGGGCUUUGUUCGGUUGAUCAGCAGGGGCUAAACCGCUUUGAGAAAGGAUUUGACACUCCCGUGUCGGAAACUCCACAUGCGGGUGGGGAGAGAGACAAAAGGCGACAGAAGCUUAAUGUGGAGAGGGAACGCCUGGAACCCCCUUCGUAUCUGCCCGCUGUCCCGCUCAAGAUCCAAACCAGUGUCCGAAACUCUGUCUGAGCAAAUACAGCUUCGUAGAAGAGGAUGGUUUCAUAGUAUAAUGUAUGCUCAUAGGGACGAUGGGACAUGUCUACUGCUUGGAAAGGGUCGAAAAGGCAUCAAAUCACUCCACAAUUAUUUAAUCUUACUCUACGGAGUAGGUACCUACCAAGCCUUCUGGCUAGCAGAAGUACCUCUCUGGUUGUGCUUGGGCCUUUUUGAGCUGCUUUGGCGGGUGGUAGGACAUGUCCUGUUCCUUUCGCCUGCAAACCCUGUGAGAGGUCCACCCGGUCUAGAAUCGAUUUGGGUCAGAGAGAACGCUACUACUUUACCGUCUUCCCACACGCACACACAAACCUGCACCCCCCCUCCCCCCCAUUACUUGGCCCCUCCUUGUUGCCCUGCUCUCGUCGCAAACACCCGAGCUACAGGAUUCGUUUCUUUCUUUCCCUUUCCCUCACUUCCUCUUCCUUUUUUUUUCUUUCACUCGUCUCUUUCAUCUAUCACCUCAUCACGCCUUUUUCAUCUUCACCUCCUACCUUCGACCUCUCACGGAUUGGAGCAGGUGCAACUUUCGUAGUUGUCACAUUUUUCCGUCACUUUCGCCUUUUUCCAUCCCUGCUCAUCUGAAGCUUUUGCGUGGAGUUUAUCUACGACAAUCGAUACCCAUCUUGAGAAAC
Messenger RNA from Xylona heveae TC161, 899 nucleotides. RefSeq lists its product as hypothetical. The transcript is spliced from 2 exons. The record is from RefSeq and is a predicted model, not a curated record. NCBI's taxonomy places the organism in Eukaryota, Fungi, Ascomycota, Xylonomycetes, Xylonales, Xylonaceae. The coding region runs from base 116 to 799 and encodes 227 amino acids.